Ectocarpus sp. CCAP 1310/34 is the source of this 3426-nucleotide messenger RNA. Lineage: Eukaryota; Phaeophyceae; Ectocarpales; Ectocarpaceae. The record is from the annotation of a GenBank genome assembly.
AUGUUGGCUCACCUCAAAAAGAAGAUGGCACGGUCGAAUACGUGUGCUGCAUCAUCAUCAUCAUAUGCCACCAGCUACCGCUGGUGUUAUGUUGAGCAGGUGGACCAGGCCGAGCCCCUAGCAAACAGGAGCAACGGGUGGCGUUAUAUGGGGCCUCGAGGUGUCACCUACCGACGGCAGGCCGUCUUCGGGACAGGGUAUAGGAUUCGUAUAUCCUUCCCUUCAUCAGCGGGACCAGGACACCAGUGGUUCAACUCGCACCCCCUCGGAGGAGACCCCAAUCUGUACAAUUUUCAAACUUGGGCGAGGACGGUGCUUCGAAGAGGCAUGGUCCACCCGCGUGACGCCGUGCUGGUUGUGUCAGCGGCCGACGAGACCUGGCGAGUGAUCCUCUGCUGGGCAUCAGCUGGCAGGGAGAUCGAAGUCAACACCCAGGGCAUCCCGAUCUCUCUUGUGGACCUCCAGGUCCGUUCUGGUGUCGACUCACAGAGCCCUCUUUUCAGACCACUUACCAUAGCGACCUUCGGGCACAGAGUUGUGAGAUAUGCUCCCAUCACCGCGUUCCGCAAGAAAUGGCAAGAACAGCUCCCUGGAGCCUGUCUCGUUGUGCUCGUCGCCGACGCUUGGCGCGACAGUCAAGUCGACCUGCUAACACGGGAGAGGAGAAGGUUUGGAUUCCGAGAUGUAGAUCCCACGGGUGCGUUCAUGAUCUCAUCUGGCGGUGGUAGACCAACAAAUGGUGCGCCUGUACCAAACAAGAACUACUUCCGCAACCUGUACUCCAUCCUUCUGGAGCGAGACAUCGGGGAAAUAGAGUUCGACACAUGGUGGCUCUGUAUGACCAAGGCCAGCGUCGUCGUAUGGUCACACCGGGGUACUGGCGCCGACGUUCUUGGACCAUCCGACGGGAAAACUAGUCUCCGACCCUCCGCAUUACACGUCGGCGUUCGUGAGGGACAUGUGUACCACCUGGUGCUCGGGGGGGCUUGGAGAGACGGGUUUGGUUCGUCUCUCGACGUGGCAGUCGAACACGGUGUACGAACAUACCGGAAAUUCCGUCGAACUUCUCAGAUGACUGAGGAAGAAGGGGAAACAGAUACGGCUGGUUGUGGCACCAAGAGCUUCUCGUGUGUCGCUGACAUUGUGAGUGAUAUCAUGGCCAUCAGCCAAACAGAGGGGGACCGCAACCGACAGCCAGUACAGAAGCGGAAGCAUAGGGGGAAAACAUCAGAAUUCAAGACAUGGUACGCGCCCCCGGGAACGGCUCUGGAUGAGCUGAUGCACCAACUGCACCUCGCCUGGGUCUCUUGCAGGGGUAGACUCACCAACUACAGUCGCUGGUACUCCCUGUCCUUACCAGCGCACGGCAUAUUCAUCCGAACCUGGUGCAGCUCGAGCAUGGAGGGCGCGUCCGAGAGUUCCUACGGGAGGGAAGACUGGCAGUGUGACAUCAACGGGGCCCACACGGCGACUCUAAUGAGUAUGGAAACGGUGCCCGUUUUCGGCCACAUGGAUGAGCUGGACGCACUCGACGAACCCGACGUAUUCCUCAACGCGGAUGUGACCCUAGUCUUCGGUCAAAGUUACAAGCGUUACCUCGACCUCAUUGACACCGCUGCUUGCCAUAGAGUUACCCACUUCGUGCGGCCGUCGAGGACCGUCGGCAGGUGCCACAUACCCAAACUUGUCAGAGACCUAUGCGCGCAUGAACUGGGUGAACCCCUUCUAGAGGAUCCUGAUCGUGCCCGCAAGUUUAAGAAAGGGAUAUUCGUGCGGGCCAGUGGCAUGUUGCAGCAGAGAUACGCAGACAGGAUAGAUGAAGACAUGGUCACGGGCUGUGACCAGGCGUCGGCGGAGGGCGGAAAGAUCGUUCCUGUCCUGGAGAGCCUUGGUAUGGAGCCACUUCAAACCGGUGAUGCAUACCUUUGUUUGGACGCGGAACGGGCCUGGUAUAGAGAUGGUUUGUGGGCGCUAGGAGCGCUCAUCCUCGACGAAACUCGAAUACGAGUAUUGGAGGCAAGGAACGCCCUCGAAUGUUGCGGCGCAUCUGAUUUCAGCUACCAGUGUGACGCGGUAUUCUUCAGGGGAUCUUCGUCGGUGCAAAAAAAGAAGACUCUCCAUUUCAAGCACUUCGUGGUGAAGCGAUCGCUAGACGCGUUACCUCCGGCAAUGAGGAAAAUUCCUUACCCACGACAACCCCCGCUUUUAGUGAUCCCCCUGUGGGAUGGCAACGGGACCAGCUUCAGCUCGAUGAAAGACGUGCGCGAUGCCUGGCAUCGUCUCGGCAAGAACACCAAGCGCCAUCUCUGGCCCGCAAUAUGCGAGGCCGAGUCACCAUCGAAACUAGAAGGACUAGUCUUGACCCCCACCAACAGCCUGCGCACGUCCUACAUAAAUCUUCCAUCCGGGUGGAGUAUCCGAACGCCCAAGGUCGACGUAUUCAUCAUCGAAGAAGCUGCUUCUAUGCCUCUCCGGACCCUCAGCAUGAUCCUGGCAGCUGCCAGCAGCAGCGGUACCCACGUGAUCGGGACGUACGACACGCACCAACUCCAGCCCAUUUGCGAUAGCAGCGGCAUGGCGAUUAGCAUGGACAACGUGGAGAGGAAGAUGGACGACGGUCUCUGGUACAGUCUGGCCGCAGAAAACGACAGUCUCGACGCGCAGGCACGUGCCAUCGAGAGGUUCGGUAGUGAGUGUCUCGACGACCCUAGCCCUUCAGACUUUCAUCUCACGUACACAAUAGAUUACGCUCGAUUCCACGCCUUCCGAGGUUUGCUGGGGUGUAGCGAAGCGGGGGACUGGGAUGGGCUGGGGUGUCAGACGGUUGUCGGUGCGCAAUACCGGGACCUCGGGAACCCGGGCAAGGUUCACAAGAAUCACAUGUACAAUGUCAUCCGAUCCUCGGCAGAUACCGUCGUCGUCGCGAGUGUAUUUGACGAUGGUGCUAGUCUUGAGGAAACUUCACUCUGUCGCGCGGAGACAGAAAAUUUGUUCGACCCUCCAGGAGCAUGCGCCGUGCACGCCGUCCAAGGCCGUACAGUGGAAGGGAGGUUGAUAAUACAUCAGGCGCGGCACUUUAACGCUGACGUCCACAGGCUGUACACGGCUUUAAGUCGAGCGACCGGACCCUCGAACGUCAGGGUCAUCGACGAUGUUCACCGCAGCGAGAACAACAUGUCCGACCGAGAGAGGGUAUCGUGGGUUUCUCGGAAGGUUUCAAGCUACAUCUACGCCGACGUUACGGCCGGGCGUCUUAGAGCAGACGAGGGUGGACGGCACAGAGAAACUCUCGUCCAAGAACUUCACCGCUCCUAUGGGGGGAGAGAACGCCAACCGACUCUCGACCGUCUUGACUGUGCUUUGCCCCACACGAUCGAAAAUGUUGACGUUAAGUGUCCAAAGUGCAACAGAGCAAGGGAAGCGUAG